AUGGACCUCUUCCCUCCCUCCUACCUGGCAGAUAUUUUGCCUGCAGCAAUUCAGGAUCAUGAAUCGCAGAGUCAUGAGCGAGAUUUCGAGCUGGCUUCAACACCCAUCGCAAUUAACGCAGAGGCACUUACGAACCCUGUUAAUGCACGACUAGAUUUCAAUGCACUUAAAGAUCUCGACAUAGAAAUCAGCUUCCACACACAGCCCGAAAUGAUAGGAAAAAUAGAGGUUAUUAGGAAAACCAAGCAGGCUCCGGCGAAAAAGACCUGGGAGCAACUCCAUGCCCUCGUUUUCGAUGUCGCUAAUGCAUCUCUACGUAUUACCGAUCGUUCCGCAGUAGAAAAUAAUUACACACGCAUUUCCCUCCCUCGCGCGCGUCCCUACAUGAAAGAUUAUAUCUACUACCGUAUGACGCGUGCCAAAAGUGAUCCGCUCAAUUUCCAAUACAUGGCAUAUGCAUUGAUAGACCGUCUUGGUGUUAGAAAGGAGAGAUUGAGAGGAGAGAUUAGGGAGGCGUGGGUGUUGAAUGAUCCCAAAGGAAGACGAUUCGAGACGGUUAGUAAAUGGAAAUAUUGGGCUACAACAACACAGGUGGAGAUGCGUGUUCGUAAGGGACAGACUCAGUUUCCUGGAUAUAAACGUUUGUUUCAUUGA
This is a messenger RNA of Botrytis byssoidea, 654 nucleotides long. RefSeq lists its product as uncharacterized. The transcript is spliced from 2 exons. The coding region runs from base 1 to 654 and encodes 217 amino acids. Lineage: Eukaryota; Fungi; Ascomycota; Leotiomycetes; Helotiales; Sclerotiniaceae. The record is from RefSeq and is a predicted model, not a curated record.